CAUGGCAUCCCGCGGGAGGAAGCGGAAGGCCGAGACGGCGCUGGGCGCGGCGGCCGAGAAGCAGGAGACGCCGGCUAGCGGCCGGAAGGGAAUGGAGGAGGCCAGCGUCGUUAUUGAGCAUUGCACGAGCUGACGCGUCUAUGGGCGCAACGCUGCGGCCCUGAGCCAGGCGCUGCGCGUGGAGGCCCCGGAGCUUCCAGUGAGGGUGAAUCCUACCAAGCCCCGGAGGGGCAGCUUCGAGGUGACGCUGAUGCGCCCCGACGGUAGCAGUGCGGAGCUCUGGACUGGAAUUAAGAAGGGGCCCCCGCGCAAACUUAAGUUCCCUGAGCCUCAAGAGGUGGUGGAGGAGCUGAAGAAGUACCUCUCGUAG
This is a messenger RNA of Sus scrofa (pig), 370 nucleotides long. RefSeq names its product selenoprotein H (gene SELENOH). Gene Ontology annotation, cellular component: Golgi apparatus. The record is from RefSeq and is marked validated. NCBI's taxonomy places the organism in Eukaryota, Metazoa, Chordata, Mammalia, Artiodactyla, Suidae.